UAGAUCACAACAAAACCUUAUUAAGUGAGGUAUCUUCCGAAAGACAACAAUUCUAUGAAAAAUUCUUCAACAGACUGUAUACCUAUAAUGGAUUUUAUGAAAAUGUACCAACAGUCACAAAAUAUGGCCAUAAUAAACAUGAUUUUAUCUCAUCCUGUACGUAUCAGGGAAAACCCUGUUCUGAUGAAGAUGUGCAUUCACUAAUACAUAGUCAUUAUUACAAAUGUUUUACAUUUAAUGACAUCAAUACCACACUUUCUAACCCUUAUAGCAAUACAACUGGACCGACAGGUGGCCUUUCACUGCAAUUAUUCCUAGACACUGACGAGAAUAUAUAUGCAAUAUAUAACCCAGAACACCCAACUUCUGGAAAUCAAGGUGUGAGAGUUGUCAUACAUGAGAAAGGGACACUACCAGAUCCAGAAAAUGAGGGAUUUGAAAUUGAACAGAGUCAUUCAGUUAAUGUGGCAUUGUCUGUUACUCGACGUGAAUUGAUGAAACCACCUUGGGGCGAGUGCACUGAACACCCUCUAUUAGAUGAAGAUGGAUACACAUUCAACACACGGGUUUGUCAAAUGAGAUGUCUCCAAAAGAUGGUUUAUAAAUCAUGUGGAUGUAAACGUGGAUCAUUACCAAUGUACCCAGAUGUUGAAAAUGUACAAUUCUGUAACAAAAUUCAGUAUAACGAAUGGAUAAAGAAAAAUCCAAAUAUAACAUCACUACUCUACGAUUUGGAGAAGCUACAAUGUGGCAUGACAGAAUACAACUUGGAUGUUGUACUUGGCCAAGAUGACUGUCAAUGGAAGGACAAUUGCAGCUACAACACAUAUGACAUGACACUCUCACAAUCCCAAUGGCCAAAAAAGGGGGUAGAACUUGACUUUUAUUGCCGUAAGAUUAUACACCUCCCAAAUUAUAACAACUCCAGUGUUUAUAAAGCUUUUCAUGACCAAAUGGAACCACUGUGCACAAACAUAUAUUCUGAUUCUAAUUCUAAUUUCACAAACUGGAAUGGAGUGAAACAAGAAGUUGGAGAUCAGCUACGAGAAAAUUUUAUCCGCUUAAAUGUAUACUUCAAAGAUUUAGAGACAAAAAUAAUUAAACAGGAACCUGAUUUUGCACUUGGAUCUAUGAUAUCAGAGAUUGGUGGAAGUCUUGGAAUAUUUAUAGGAGUGUCUAUAAUUACCAUUGCUGAGGUUUUCAUACUUUGCUUAAGUAUUAUAAGGGUAUUAGGCGAAAAGUCAAAAGUCAUGUCAACACCAGAUCCAAAAGGUGUAAAACAGUGGCCAUAGUUAAGCUGAACGCUAAUAUUAUGAUUAUGAGUACAUAACAUUCUCAUGUUAAUAAAUGUUGUAAUUUAUCCACAUUGAUUUGAGGAAAGGCAUUGGGUAUUAGAUGUGGUGAGUGACAUCCAUUCAGGGUAAAAAUGUUUAAUAUAUGUGUAAUAAAGUUUAAUAAUGAUGUUUGGGACUGUUUCAAAAAACUUGUUUUGUCAUAUUUUAAAGGUUUACAUG
Owenia fusiformis is the source of this 1514-nucleotide messenger RNA. Lineage: Eukaryota; Metazoa; Annelida; Polychaeta; Sabellida; Oweniidae. The record is from the annotation of a GenBank genome assembly.